Polychytrium aggregatum is the source of this 8652-nucleotide messenger RNA. RefSeq lists its product as uncharacterized. Lineage: Eukaryota; Fungi; Chytridiomycota; Chytridiomycetes; Polychytriales. The record is from RefSeq and is a predicted model, not a curated record. The annotation marks the transcript as partial. The transcript is spliced from 38 exons. Gene Ontology annotation, molecular function: metal ion binding; protein binding.
CCGUUUCAGCAUUUUGAUUUCAGAAUCCCGCCAUCGGGGAAUGGCCCACGAAUCAACAGUCUCUGCGCGAUGCAGACAAUCCGCAGUAUAUACUCGGGGCUUGUGUCUGAAUCGGCUCCAAGGGGCGACCUAUCACAUGACACAGUGGACUACCUUCAGAGCCGUAUGACGAGGUCUCUAUAUGAUGUCUUCAAGGCAAAUCCAGUCAAUUACUUUAUCAGUGAAAAGGCAAACCUCGUGUUUUCCAUGAUCGAGAAUUUGGAAACAAUGAAGGAAUCGACCCAAGAAUCGGUCAUGGAUAUUUUAUUUUAUGUCAUGACAGAUCUAAACUAUGUGCCUUUCAAGCAAUUACUUGCAUCACAACUGUGGUGCGAUGCCGCAGGGAACUCUCCUUCAUCGACAAUCACCAUCGUAUGCAAUUUGUGCAUCAAAUUGCUUUCAACUUCGAAGCGGUUUCAUGAUGUCUUCCGCGACGUUGGCUUCUUGACAAUGUUCAAUGGAAUGCUCCAGGAUUUCGCCGGUAUUGUUCCAGAGUAUACCCCUGCCGAAUCAAGGUCGGGAUCAACGGAAAACCUUCAGAAAAUGCCGGUUGAUCCAAGAGAAAUCGCCACCCUCCUCUCAGUUCAACCCAGUUUCAAGCCCCAAAAAAGAUUCAUUCUCUCGCAAGCCAUCGUAGAGAAUUUCACGCAAAUGAUGACUGUCCUAUCCAAGCUGCUGGAUCACCCAGGGAAUGCAUCAGUCUUUCGACGUACUUACAAGACAGCUCUGUUCGAUUUGAUGAAGCGACGGGCCCUUAGACCUGGGCUGCUGUUGGUGGUCAAUCAACUGUUGCAUGACUCUGUGAGCUCAGGCAUGAAGGAGUUCCCGGAGAUUGUUCGUCUACUCGAGAUUCUUCAUUCAGCGCCUAAACACGACCUGGCUCUGAAGCUCGACAUACUCGCCGUAAUUGAAGAUGCAGUCAAUGCUUCCGAGCCUGCUCAGGCCGCCUUUCGCGAGAGCGGCGGAUUUGUCGCCAUCAUCUCAACGCUCCUCGGAAUGGAGGGCAUCUUUAUCGAAUCUACACAUGUGUCCCCAAGCCUCGGCGAAUCGCAAACUUGCGAUAUGCUUCUGGAGUCCAUGAUAUCGGUGCUCAUCUGCGCCAUCCGAAAUAAUGACAUGAAUCGCGAUGCCGUUUCCUCCCAGAUUGGGUACAACUCGAUCGAAGAUGCGAUGCGCAUCACAGGUGUUUUCGAGAGUCCUAGUUGCCCACUCGCUAUCGGCGGUCUCUUCGCUCUCGCGAUGGAGAACAAGCAGGCCUUCAGCAUGCUUUCCAAUGUAGAGGCACUGUCCCCAACGUCUGGAAAAAUGGAGAAACCACCCACGUAUCUGCCCAAGGAGGCCCUUGAUCUUCUCUCAAACGGCGGCCCGGCGAUUUGCAACCCCAUGGUCAUGAAAAACAUCAUCAAUGUUGUUGAAUGCAUGGGUUCCAAGAGCCAAGGCCUCUCUUUGGCUGUCCUGGAGUUUAUACAGCGACUUGCAUGGUCCAGUCGAUUCAAUCAAAUGAAGCUGAACCAAGCUGGGCUCGUCGAGACUCUCCUGGACUGGAUCAUGGGUCGGGAUGGAAGCCCCGUUCGCUCUCUUAUGUCGGGCGAGAGUCCUUGCGAAGGAAAAACAAUUGCAGAAGAUACUUCUGAAGCCAGCAUAUCGGCGCCCGAAGCUAUUGUCAUCAACAUCCUUAAGCGGCUCAUGGAAGUCCGCAUCUCCAGCGAUGCCUUCCGCAGUUUGUUUCGAACCCUAUCACCAACAGCAAGCGCCACUCAAAAAAAAGUGGUUCUGUUGGAUUUGCUGCUUUCCGCCUCCAUUUCUGGCAUCUCCCCGCCGUACGUCAACUUUGAUAACUGUGUACAUGAAGCCUGCGCUGUGGUAGUUCCAGAUUUCGGUCGGCCAUUUCCACCCGCGCUCGGAUACACCUUUUCAACGUGGCUGAGACUCGAAAAAACCGGGCACCUGAUGGAGAUUCCAAUCAUGACCAUCCUAGACGACGAACGCAAGACUCGCUUUGAAUUUUCAAUAGAAUGCACAAGCAUGCGAUUCAAGCUUCUGACGUACAAGUCCUGUGUGCGCUUCGAGGUACCGAAAAUCGAGCGAGGCCGAUGGUACCACAUUACAAUCAUCCACCAGAAGCCGUUGAUGUCAAAUUCAAGUCUCGAGUUUUUCAUCAACGGCGAGCUGCUGGAAAUGACAAAGUGCGGCUAUCUGGGCCAUCCUGGAUCAGUCAAUCGAGUCCAGACAGUGCUCGGAUUCUGGGGUCCUGUGAGCGGGUCGUCGCCCACAGGUGCUGUUUGGAGCCUUGGUCCAACAUACUUUAUCGAAGAAGUUCUUCUUUCAGAGUCCGAAGUCCGUGCCAUCUUUAACAUUGGGCACGAGUACUAUGGCAACUUUCAGGGUAUGCUUGAAAAAUACCAGAUCAACAGCAUCAAUCCCGUCAGCCUCGAUACCAAAGCCACUUCGACACUAUCGUCCAUACUGAUGUCUGGAAGCAAGCCUCUCUCGCCGCUCGGCAUUGCCGAGGACAAAAUUCUGAUUGCUUUCUGUGCCAACAACUAUGCCGUCCUUCGCCAAAACAACCCGUCCUUUGAGAUCCAUCCAAACGCGGGACAAAACGACGUGGCGAGCUUUUUCUACAACGGAGCUUCGCCCAAGCUCGCCAUCAAUCCUUCGAGCGUGCUCACGGUCCACGGCAAAGUCACAGUGGUUUGCGGCCAACAAAUAUUAGACAGUAUAUGGAAGCUGGGUGGGUGUUCGAUACUGCUCAAAUUGAUUGAAACAAGCCAGACUGAACAUGAAAUGUUUUUAAGCACAUGCAUCCUGGUCCAAUGUGUAAAGCACAGCUGGAGGAACAGCGACGAGAUGGAACGAAACGCAUUUUAUGAAACCCUGGCGCAUCUGGUCAAGAAAAACUCUUCUGUGCUCAGCGCCCGCUGUGUUGAGACACUGAUGAUGAUGCUUGGAAGAUGCAAAGGCGAUGAAGGGAUGGCGAUUCUCACGAACACCACAGCCUGCAAGCAUCUGCUCUUGGAUCCAGAGAUGUGGAGAAUAUCCGCUCAAGCGCAAACGGUUUUUAUCAAGCAACUCACGGAUUUUGUGAAAAAUAGCAAAUACAAAGACAGAAACAUCAAGAGCCUGAACGAUAUAGCAAUUGUCAAGCGACUGCUCAUGGCACUACGGGCGCAGAUCAUACUGCCGGAGCUCAUCCCGGGUCUCUUUGAGGUCAUGCCUUUGCUCGUGAAAGCUCGCUUUACAAUCGAUAUCGCCCGCAGUAUCUGCAUCUUUUUGAUGUCCACGAUCAGGAAAGACGAUACAAAGUCGCUCGCCGAGCCUGAAUUCCGGGGUCGAAAGCCUUCACUUCUGUCAAACAGCUUGCGCAUAAACAUGAAGAAGCUUUCUCCCAGCACAAACUUUGUGAUAACCGAUGCAGCCAGGUGGAAGAAGCAGCCCACAUAUUCGGCGCUGAUCCGAACGACUCUGCUGAAGAUGCUCCUUGAUAUACUCUGCGACAACCGCGGCCCCGUCAACUACGCGCUCAAGUUCACGGAAUUCAUCACAAGCGGUUGGAUCAUGUUGUUUUUUGACCGUCAUCUAGACCCGUACACGAUCGUUCUUUCGAUCAGGAUUUUUGCCAAAAUUCUUCAGACACAGGAUUCCGCCCAUGCACCAAGAAUGAAAGAAAACUUUACAAUUCUUUCAAAGCUGCUGCUACCAUUCUACCACGUCAUUCAAAUCUACCCCUCGCUGCUUGCCAUUCUGACUGGAACCGAAAUAGGAAUCGUUCCGCUUGACAGCGGCUAUGAUCUACCAUCACUCAUUGCCCUCUAUAAACCAACGGAUCUUGCUCGGAAGCGACUCACCUGUCCCGAGGUCAUCAAAGUUCUGAUGAGCAUCCUGAGACGAUCGAUAAUGGUACUGACGACCAUGAAGCCGAGUUUGACACCGCGCUUUACGAUGUUCGAUCAAGCAUCUCGAGAUCAACGUCAUCUGGCGUCAGACGGUGACAGCGUCUUUGCUCACAGCACAGGCCUUGAGUCGAGCACAAGCGAACUCGGCAUGCUCAGUCGUGUGAUUCAAACUACGUUUGAACUUCUGGCGUAUCUAUACGUGAGAUCCGACGAUAUCAAAGAAGCUCUUUGUCGCGCCGAAGUCAUUGACGACAUCGUCCGCGCCCUAUUUCCGCUUGUGUCAACGUCCGAGACCCUCAACAUCAAUGAGGAGCUCGGAGUUGGCACACCCGAUACUGAAGAGUCGCCGUCAGCACUCGGUGGCGAAGCAUCCUUUAUCAAUCCGCUGACGUUCCUGUCGGCGCCGGUAGGCAACAUAGGAACGGGAAAUAUUGGGAGCCCCAUGUACGCUAUUGGGGGACUCCCACCUCAUCUCAAGACUGGCUAUGCCGUCAGCAUCGCGUCGCCGACGCCGACCACAGCGACCCUGUAUGAAAUGAAGAGUGUAUCAUCAAAGAAGCCAAGGUACACGAGAUCGUGCGAGCGGCUUGCAAGUUCUACCGAAUCAAUUGUUUCGCUCAUCCUCGCUUUCAUAGUCACAACUUGCGUUGAUGGCAUCAUCGGGACCUGGAAGCCUCUCCAAGCGCUUGAAAUCUUCAUCCGGUCCAUUCCCCCCUCCACCAUCGAAGCGCAAAUGCAGUUUAUUGAAUUCGGAAUAUUGCACAUGCUGAGAAAAAUCACCGCGUCAAUCACCGAGCGCAAGCAUCUCGUUACUGACGCCAGAUUUCUACCAAAUCUGGUCAAGUUUUGCGAAAUAUGUGUUGACCGCACCUAUCAAAAUGCUUUAGUCAACAUCACAUCCGAGCUCCACGACUUUAUUUGUCUGAUUCUGGAACCCGCCAUCGACACGAAUGCUGCGGAGCAGAAUGUGUCGUCGCUUAUUCGAUCGCUUAAUCGAAUAACCUUGUAUGAGUUUGAAACCUGCUCCAAACGCCAAGACUAUGGAGAGAACACUGUUGUUGACUUUUUGACAAAGUGCCUGUUCCACCAGCGCCUGAUUAUGUGCGAGGAAAACACAGACACGGAGUUCUUCAAGUCUUUGGUGCACUAUCUAUACAAUAACCUCUUCUCCGAAAGCCAGUCGAUCAAAUCCGCAUCGUUGAGCAUCUGGAAACUCCUGCUAUUGCAAAAAUCGGAAGUUAUAUACCAGACCUUGAGAGGAGGAGGGUCUUCGGAGAACAGGUGGGCUUGUUAUCGAAAGCACUUUGAUCUUGUCAACGGAUUCUCAAAGCUUCUGGAAAAGGACACACAAUCAUUCAUAAGCUGGAUCGAGGAGGCGAGAGAAGAGCUCGAUGCCUCACUGAACGAAAACUCGACCAGAAUUCUUACCGGGCGGCUGGCCAUGGAGUUCAAGGUGGCCGCCGAGAUUACCAAGGUGAUGCGAACCAAGCGGAUUGCAAAGUUGACCAAGCUCAAAAAAUCCGAACACGCCGAGAACGACCUCUUCCGUAAAUUUCUCACCAAAACAAGAGCCGGGAUCAUAGAUGUGCAGCAAAUCGAGCUCAGCAAGUUUACGAGGCUAUUGCAGGACUAUGCUGCCGGGCAGAUAUUCGUCCAGAACGACUGGAGCAAGGCCACGACCGAGCUGACGCGGGAACGCGCGCUGUGGGGACCCACAACCGACGACGGCGCCCGCUGGAAACUUGAUUUCACAGAAGGGAGAUCUCGAAUGAGAAAAAAAUUACGCAGAAACCUCGAUCCACCAGUGCAAUACGUAUCCAAGUCUCAAAAGUUGGCCAUGUCUAGUACCUCUGCCGAGGCUUCCUCUCCAAGCCCGCUUAUGAUCACUGAGGAUGCUGCAUCUCCAAAACCUCCGACUGACGCCGACGAAGGCGAGCUUUCCAACAGCGAGCUUGCCUCGAUUGAAGGAGCAUCGACAACCGACGGCGAUAUGACCCCAGGACCCACCGACAAACAUGAUCAGAGGCCAGGAAACGAGUCAUCUCCUGAACAAGACACACCAUCAUCGGAGGGCGAUAUGGAGACCCACGAAGCACCAGACGACGACAGUCAAGCCAUCGAAACAGAGAAAUCAGAUGCAGCAGACUCAGAGGAAGAAAAAAACCGGCAUAUACUGCGGCUGUUGGAUCCUGAGGACAGUCUUAUAUCCGAGAGUUUCAACACAGCGCGAGUUCUUGGCCUUGAUGUUUGUGAGGGCGUGCUAUUACUCGGCGGCUUCACCAUCUAUCUUGUCGACAACUAUUUCCGAAGAUCGGACGGCGAGCUUGUCGAUAUCGACAGCAUCCCGCAAUCGGACCGAAACAUUUACAAUGCUACGCUGAAUGUCCAAGGCCAAAGGAAGGGACCUACGUCCUCGCCCACAGAUGAGACACGAUUCUCAUGCCGAAAGUGGACUUUCGAAGAUAUCCGCGAAAUCCACAAACGGCAAUUCCUCUUUCGGAAUGUUGCCCUGGAGAUUUUUCUGUCAGACGGGCGCAACUUUUUAUUGACCUUCUGGGAUCACAAAACGCGAGAGCAGAUCUACGGCCGGCUGCAAAGCAAGGCUUCUCUGAUUACAGAUGCAAACCAGACCAUCACAGGCGUUCACUCCGCUGGAGCCAUAGGCGCGCCCGAGUCUGUGAGCUCCAAACUCUUGUCGAACGUCAUCUUUGGCGGAAGUCCGCUUUCCGAGCUCACCCAAAAGUGGUGUGCACGCGAAAUCAGCAAUUUUUCGUAUUUGAUGCAUCUGAAUACGCUCGCAGGACGCUCAUACAACGAUCUCACUCAGUAUCCCGUCUUCCCGUGGAUAUUGUCCGAUUACGAGUCGGCUGAUCUUGACCUGACAAACCCUGCCGUGUAUCGAGACCUCUCCAAGCCGAUGGGCGCCCAAGGCUCCGAGAGGGCCGAAAAAAUGAUCGAGCGAUACAAGCUUUGGGAUGAUCCAGCUUUGCCAGCUUGCCACUACGGCGUUCACUACAGCUCAUCCAUGAUCGUAUGCUCAUAUUUGAUGCGCAUGGAGCCGUUCACACAGCAGUACCUCAAGCUUCAGGGCGGCCAUUUCGACCACCCCGACAGACUCUUCCAUUCAAUCGGCAAAUCAUGGCAAAGUGCCUCUCGACUCAACACCACGGAUGUGCGGGAGCUGAUCCCGGAGUUUUUUUACCUUCCAAAUUUUUUGACAAACGAGAAUCGCUUUGACUUUGGUACCAAGCAAUCCGGUGAAAUCAUCGAUGACGUCGUGUUGCCACCAUGGGCGAAAGGAAGCCCGGCCUUGUUCAUCGAGCGGCAUCGUGAGGCGCUCGAGAGCGAAUAUGUGAGCCAAAACCUGCACAGGUGGAUCGACCUCGUCUUUGGCUAUAAGCAGACCGGAGACGAGGCUGUCAAGGCCGUGAAUGUGUUCCACUAUCUGUCCUACGAAGGUGCUGUUGACAUUGACGCCAUAAAGGAUCCUGUCGAGAAGCAAGCCACGAUCUCGAUAAUACAUAACUUUGGCCAGACGCCGCGGCAACUCUUCCGAAAGCCUCACCCCGUGCGCCAGGCUGAAAGUGAAACAGUAUAUCGGCUUGCACAACACGCCCAAUAUCUGAUCUCGUCCAUCCAGCCGGUGCGAUCCUUUCAAAACCAAGCGAUAAGCGACAUAAAGCUGCAAGGAGACCGCGUGUAUGCCCUUGCUGGAUCCAAGAUCUUUGUCUUGCCCAACUGCUCCAAAUAUGUGGAGUGGGGCCAUCUCGACGAUAGCAUACGGCUGUGCCAAGUGGAUAGCGGAAAAGUGCUGGCAGUAUUCGAGAACCUGCACAUUGGUGCAAUCACAUGUGCAAUAUUCUCCAGCGGCGAUACGCUCAUCACAGGCGGGGAAGACAUGACGAUUUGCUCGUGGCGCCUUGUGCAAGGAAAACGACCAGAUCUGUAUCUGGAAACAUGCGUUCGAGGCCACACCAGCACUGUGCUUUGUCUCGCGGUGUCAAAAUCAUUCAGCAUCCUCGUCAGCGGCGGAGACGAUCGACUGGCGAUUAUAUGGGAUCUCAACCGAAUGGAGUAUGUGCGAACCCUGGCUGGACACGAGGGACCCGUAACCAGCGUUGCGAUCAACGACGCGACGGGCGAUAUCGCAACAUGUUCAGGAACUGUUGUUCGGAUUUGGACAGUGAACGGGGAGUUGAUGCUGGCAAAGAUGGCCUCAUCAUCGAUUGCGGAUCCCAUUACAGCCGUGGCAAUUUACGAGCCCAAACAAGGGGAGCUCUCGUCAACAUCACUUGUAUUCACGGGCCACCGUAAAGGUAUUUUGCAGCACCGGGCUGAGUGUAGGUCUCGGUGCGAUCCGCCGCUAAUUCGAGCGCUCUGGAUAGGACGGCUCAAAGUAUGGUGCCGGAAAUGGAACGAACCGACAUCCAGGCUUAUUAACGCGUUUCCUCAUAUUCGACUGCAAAGAAACAACCGCUUCCUUGCCACCGGCGAUGCAGCUGGAAAAAUCCACACGUGGAUUCUUCCAGACGGCAGCGGAACCGAAGUUCACUUUGUCUAUUCGGACAGCUGCAUGAGAUGCGCCACAAAGUUCUCCGUUCUUGAUCGAAAACUCAACUGCCGAGCGUGCGGAGGAGUUUUUUGCAUCGACUGCAUUGAAGCGCAAGAAAAGGCCCAGCGGCUUUGUGCCGCAUGUAAUAGCAAGGUACGAUACUUA